UAAGCGUUGUGACUUGGAUUUUUUGGAAAAGAGUAUUCGUUUAUUGGAAUACAUGUAACCGCAAGUGCGUUCAAGAGAUAAUGCGUCUUUUGUCUGGUUUUUUCAGGAUCAAUUUUUCAAUUCUUCUUGUCUAGUAAAACUUGAAACAUAUAUUUUCUCAAACAAUCACAUGCAAUUAUCUGAGGUACUCAAAACAUAAAAGAUUUUUUAAAUUUAUUUGAUUACUCACCAUUUCAGUAUUAAGCAGAGCCCUAUCAUUUUAUUUUUUGCAUUUUCGAAAAUUUUGCCUACUUGGUAAGAUAUUCUAUACUUUUCUGGUGUACUUUGGAUUGUUAGGUUCGCUAAUAGAGGGAGUGGACAAGAUUUUGGAGGUAAAGCCCAUUAAGCAUUUUUUCCCCAAACCAAUGCAACGUCAAGAUGGAGUGUGUGAUAAAUUUCCGAUUUUUUUCUUGUAACAAUCGAUCCACACAAUUCUUAUCAAGGAAAAAUGACCGGGCUAGAAUGCUUAAAGCGAUGGCAUUUUUCUGUUCCCUUCCCCGCCUCUUUAUUGGUCAUUUUUGUCGUAGUAAAAGGGACAUGAAAAGUCUCGUACUUGUCUUGAAACAUCUGUUUGUGACACUAUGAAAAUUAUAUCUUGAAAACCGGUGAUAUUGUCUUACAUCAUUCAGCGGUUUCUCUGGUUAUUUUUGAGUUUAAGAUGCAAUCCAAACGAUUGUACUCUCCCAACAACGACCUUCACGAGGAAGACAAAAAUCCUUUUCUUUUCGAACCAUUUUUACAGGACUAUGAAUUGGAUGGACUUCAUGGGUUGAGUUUUACACAGGAAGAAUAUCCACUGGAUCACCCAGAAACGUCACAACAACAGUCCUUGAAAAAGCGAGAGGAAAGGUUUUUCCAACAAACAACAUCCAACAUUCAUUCUUCUCUCUACUUGGACUCAAUGAUAGGGACUACCCAUUUCCACUCGUAUGAUAUAGAGAGCGGUCAAGUGGAUUGGCGUACGCAUACGAGUAGUAGUAUACUUGGACCAGGAAGUGGUUGGUUACCUUAUGAGCAAGAACUCAUAGAUACCAGUCUUCUUCCUUGUACAGAAAACGAUAUUUUUAGGGAAUCUCCCCAGUUGGAGCAAGACGAAGCAGCUGCUAGCGAGAAAGCUUCGGAAAGUGACCCCAGCUGGGAUUCACUGGAAACCAAAACGACUCCUGAGAAACAACGUCAUCGGAAAUCGUGCGAGCCACGACAAGGAAUAGUAGAACAAUCAAGUAAUAGUGAUGCUACGAGUCAACUAUACCAAUCUAGUAGGCUCCAUGUUACGGAAAAGCGCCCACGUCAAGAUUCGAUCUUCCCACAACGUGCUAUAAGACCCAGUCCGUUGACGAUUAACAGUACAAGUAAUCUUCCUGGAGAAGCUGUUGAAGACAAGUUGGUGGAACAUGGCUCGGUUACUUUACCGUCGUCGUCUAGAGAAUACUCAUUUCAACCUUGGGUUCUAUCCCCUACUAGUAGAAACAAACAACAGACUUUGUUAUUAUCUGGAAGUCCUGUACGCAUCAGUCCAACUACUCUUCCAUCCAUUACUCCACGAGACGAAACGGAUAUGUUGUUAUCCAAUGAAUCUUCCUUGGAAGGUUAUUGUCCUUGUUGUGGUCAUGUGAUGGAAAAUUUUCAACAUGACCAACGACUAAAAAGAUUGGAAGUUGAAUAUCAAAGCUUAUUUUGUAAAGUAUCAAAGCUACAAAACAGUUUAUUAUCUCUUUUGAAAAAAACCUCGAUACCCAGUGAAACUCCUAUAAAGCCUGAAUAGUUUAUGUUCCCUUUCUCUACACACAAA
Molecule: messenger RNA, 1831 nt
Organism: Galdieria sulphuraria
Lineage: Eukaryota; Rhodophyta; Bangiophyceae; Galdieriales; Galdieriaceae
Exons: 1
Coding region: 698-1804 (368 amino acids)
Source: RefSeq, a predicted model, not a curated record